AACUACAUCUUCAGUUCCGGUAGGAACUACUCUGUGUUCCCCUCCUGAUACACAACAGCCGCGUUUUAAUGUGUUAGAUUUUUGAAAAAUGUCAGAUUUAUUUUCACAUUGUCAUGUUGAUUAAUGGCAGCUCAGUUUUAUUUGUUGUUGUUUUUUUAAAUAACAUCCCGGAACUUUAUCCGGCGGGCUGGCGGUCAUGUUUUGAUGUCGGACCACGGAUGUGAGCCAUCGCUCACAUGUCGUGAGCGAUGGCUUCAUCCGCUCAGGAGGUGAUUCUGCUCGGUGUGUGUGACGGAGAGCUCGAGCCAAAGAGACACCGGUCCUCGCACCUCACUAACAAAGUGGGGGGUCACCCGGACUGGUCUCCGAUCAUCUCUCCGCCGUGGCCCCGCUGUGGUCACUGCGGAGCCCCGUUAGCUCACGUGGCUCAGAUCUACUGCCCCCUGGAGGCGUCGCCCUACCACAGGACCCUGCGUCUGUUCGCGUGCCCGGGUGCAGAGUGCUGCGGCAGGGCAGAGAGCUGGAGGGCGAUCCGCUCUCAGAGUCUGGAAGCUGAGCGGGAACCCAGCAGGUCUGCGCCCGCUCAGGAGGCGCCUCUGUCGGCCACAGACUGGUGUGACAGCGCUGACGACUGGGGCGUGGAGGAGGAGGGUGACGGCUGGGGAGGAGGAGGGGGAGUGAAGGAGGAGGCAGAAGCAGGGGGCGCUGUUCUCAGCUGCAGACUCCAGGACCUCUCUUUGGGAGAGUCACAUGACGACGUUCCUGUUUUCCGCUCGUUCUUCGUCAGUGUGGUGGAUGAGUCGGAUCUUCGCGGCGAGGACGACCUGGACCACGCCCAGCAGCUGUUGAGGGAGUACGAGAGUAGAGAGGGCGUGGCAGUGGGCGGGCUGGACUGUGGCGAGGGCGUCGGCGAUCGUGGGCAGGAGAAGUACGAGAAGUCAAGAGCCAGACACGGAGAUGCCAUCUUCUCCAGGUUCAUGAAGAGGAUCUCGAUCUGUCCUCAGCAGAUCUUGCGUUACUGUCGUGGCGGGAGGCCGCUCUUCAUCUCGGAGCCGCCAGCGAACACGGCUCCGGUGGUGGCGCCGUGCGGCUCCUGCGGAGGAUCCAGAACGUUUGAGCUGCAGCUGAUGCCGGCGCUGGUCAGUCAGCUGCGGAGGAAGGACGCCGAGGCGGAGCUGGAGUUCGGGACGGUUCUGGUUUACACCUGCACCAACAGCUGCUGGACAGAAGGCUCUGGAUCAGCCGUGGAAGAGUUCUGCUAUGUUCAGGGCGACCCGGACCAGAAGCUGUUUAAAUGAGAUUGGUCAGAUGGAAGCUGCUCGUCUGGUGGACCUUCUCUCUCCAUUACCAACGUCAACAUCCACCCGGGACAACCGAGUGCCUGUGAACGCUUCACAACGUCCACUUUUCAUGACAGAUGUUCUGAUUUCACUUUUAUGUCCAAUACAAUAUGACAAUUUUGACAAUA
Molecule: messenger RNA, 1468 nt
Organism: Solea senegalensis (Senegalese sole)
Lineage: Eukaryota; Metazoa; Chordata; Actinopteri; Pleuronectiformes; Soleidae
Product: programmed cell death protein 2-like
Exons: 2
Coding region: 249-1298 (349 amino acids)
Cellular component (GO): cytoplasm
Source: RefSeq, a predicted model, not a curated record